CAUCACUGUAGUCAGUGCGUGCAUUAGGGUCCGAUGUGAAGCAGCCGCUGACAUAACAGUGAAUGGAUUAGGUUCCCAGCCACGUAAGUAGCAACUAAAAAUAGCUGCACCGGAGGGAAUGAUGUCCUACUGAAGGGAAAGGGUAGGCCUGGGGAACCCGGCCGUCCCUUAUUCGCACCUGUGUACAAUUUGAGUUCCACGUAAUAUUUUGCGGAGCUAGAAAUCUUCGGCAAAAAGAAUCACUGUUGAUAUGCAUGGUUUUGUGCCCUCUGUUUAGGGACUAGGCAUACAUGUAACGUUAGCUAGCGACGCUAUUCAUAUCGACAUAACUGGUGGGAGGCCUGUCAGCGCUACAAAUAUCGGCCCUUUACCUCAGCGUAAACACCAUUAAUUAGUUAGCUUAACAACUAAUCAAGUGCGGACCGUGUUUGCAAGUUUUCGUCAUUGUAAAUUGCUAGAUGGCUGCUGGUUUAUCGAUAGCAAUAGCUCCCUCUUGCAAACGCACAGGCUGCUCAGCAACGGGGAGAAGCUUGCAGGCUGAAUCAAUGAGCUAGCUACAUUUAGCUAAUAUCGCGUUAUAGCGGUCUAGGUUGUAUGCAAGGCAGCUAAUGCAAGCAAUCUAAAUAGUCGCAAGAUUGCAUAUCACACUCUUGCAGCCAGGAUUCUUGUUACUUCUUUAGCUGGUUGGUGUCAAGUUGGCAGUAUCUCCACUUGCCAAAAUACUGAUUGUCCAGAGAAGCCAUGAUCUGUAACGGGAAUCUUACAGUAGAUGCCGUUAUUUGCGACACAAAAGGUUAGCCAGCGAUUGCUGUCCACUCAACGAAAGCUGUAAUUCUAUUUUAUAGCAGUUUGAGUACUUCAAGCCUGACCCGCUGUUUUUAAUAGCCAAUUUAGCUUAAUGUUGUAGAAUUGCGUUUUAGCGUAUUUUUUAAAAACUGGCGACUUUUAUUAUUGCUAACAUUCGACUUGACUGUUGCAGGACAUACAGUUGGCAAUCUAGUCGGUUUAGGUUAAAUUUACUAACUGGCACACCUAACUUGAUGCUCAGCGAAGGGGAUCCAGACAGCGACCACACUGUUCCGAUUCACUUUGUUAAAAUUAGCGUACGGCUAGUGUGGAGUCCUUUCAGUCGAAGACCAGUUUCUCUGAAAGAAGCAAGUUUACCUCGGAAUACUCAUGAACAUACAGAGGUCAAAUCCUAUUUACAUAUCGCGUUAUGGCAGAUCACGACAUAAGACCCACGACCACGAAGAACUGACUUUUUUGAGAACCGUCGAACCAACUCAAAGCUUCAGUCCUAAUUUAGGAUCUCCAAGUCCCCCAGAGGCGACCAAUUUUCCGCACAGCAUCUCUCGCAUUGGGAAGUACCUAUUGUUGGAGCUUAUCGAGGGAGACCACGUUUUCAGGGCCGCUCACCUGCACAGCGGAGAAGAGCUCGUGUGUAAGGUGUUUGACAUCACUCGGUAUCAGGAAUCAUUGGCUGCAUACUUUUGCCUGUCUGCGCACGAAAAUAUAAACCAAAUAGUGGAGAUUCUUCUUGGAGACACAAAGGCCUACGUAUUCUUCGAGCGAAGCCAUGGUGAUAUGCACUCAUUUGUGCGGUCCUGCAAAAAACUGCGCGAAGACGAGGCCGCGAGACUAUUCUAUCAGAUGGCUUCCGCCGUAGCGCAUUGCCAUGACAAUGGACUUGUGCUCAGAGACGUCAAGCUGAGGAAAUUCGUCUUUAAGUAUGAGGACAGGAGUGUGGUCAUGCUGGACAGCUUGGAGGAAGCUUGCGUACUGUGCGGGGCGGACGACUCUCUCUCCAGCAAGCACGGCUGCCCGGCCUACGUCAGCCCGGAGGUCCUGAGCGGUGGCGGGAGCUACCUGGGCCGGCCGGCGGACGUGUGGAGCCUGGGCGUGAUGCUGUACACCAUGCUGGUGGGCCGCUACCCCUUUCACGACCUGGAGCCCGGCUCCCUGUUCAGCAAGAUCCGGCGCGGGCACUUCAGCCUGCCGGAGAGCUUGUCGCCCAAGGCCCGCUGCCUGAUCCGCAGCAUCCUCCGCCGGGACCCCGCCCAGCGCCUCACCUCCCGCGACAUCCUGGACCAUCCCUGGCUCACCACCGAAAACCUGGCCACGGGUUCCGGCCACGGCGCCGAAGGCAAGGAUGCCUCGGACCAGACCGUCCCAGACGUGAGCACCGGGGAGGAACCGCACGCGUUCUCGCGCUGAAGGGCGCGGCGGACGGGCAGAAUCCUCCUCUGCCCGUUCCCGAGAAGAACUUGCCAGCCCCUAACUCGGGCAGAGCUUCCAUGUGUUGUCAGCGACUCGCUGACUUGAACCAAUCGUAGCGCUUUGCUGUGCGGGGAAAAGCCUUGUGAUUGGUCUGUACAAGUCAGGUGAUCAGCAGCUCCACACAUUUAUGGCAUUCAUGAAACCUCACUCUGUGGUUACUACAUUCAGAUGAGCUAAUGCAAUGUAGCAAAUGUAGCUUCAAGACUGGUGGUCUCAGGGUAGAUUGAUAUUAGGCGGUAACAAAGAGGAAAGAAUUGAAGUCCUAAUUGGGGGUAGGCCAUUUUCUCCUAUCAGUCAGCAUCAGCAGAAAUCCCACUAGCUGCAGCUGUUGGACUACAAUGGCAAACUCCUUUGUGUUUUAUACUAGAGGUCUGUAACUAUCGACCAACAAAGGCAUUGUACUGUUACGUAUUUUUUUGGCUGACAUUCAGGAGUUUUUAUUUCCAUUAUUAAGCGAAGCAACUUUUCUUGCGGUGCACUCAAAUCCCAAGCACAAUAUUUUGUAGCCGCCAGGAGGUAUUUUUCAUGCCGUUCUUCUAUUCAAAAUUCACACUUCUCCUUUUUUUUUUGUUAAAUUUUCAGCUUGUAGCAUUAUUUUUUUGAGGUUGUCUUCAAAGUAGGAAGUCAUUUAUUUAUCAGCCUGCCCCACGGCCCUGCUGUUCAGAUGACAAUCUUUUAUGCAGUAGCUAUUAAAAUUACUUCGCCGGUGUGACCAUCCCUCCACUUUCUUUAAUCAGGAAUGAUUAUACAGGGUUCCGAACUGACACCAGACCUCACAAGCUCUUACAAAAUGGUGUCUGUGUAAUUCAGAAGGUAAUAUAUUGGUAUAAAGGUAAGGGAAUUACUUUUAAGAAAUAACAGCUCGAUCUAGCCUAUCGCUUUUGCCGUUUCAUUUGCAUGCAAGACGAGUUCCCACGAGGGGGCGGCAAUUAUGAUGUAAAAAUUGUCAGAUGUUUAAAUGAGAUACAUCUGUUUUCUGAUCGUUUUCCUUGUAGUGCGCCUAGUCUCUUACGUGAUGAAUCUUGCAUGCUUCUGGGAUCUACACCAAAUACAACGUGGAGAACAAACAGAAACUAAAUGUCAUAUCAUAAAAGAAAAUUUAAAUAUUUAUUGGUGCAGGAAAGAGCCUCAUGGUGCUUUGUCUCACUGAGUGUAUCUGAUUAUAUCUUCACCACUCCAGCAACAACAGUGUAUUCCUUCUCCGUAAUAUUGGAAAAAUGCUGGUGUGGGUAAAUUGUUCUGUUUUGGUGGCCUAAGCGAAGAAAUGUGUGAAUUGUAAUAUUUGGAAAUUCAAAGGGAGAUCGGUUUUGACGUACUAUCGUUUUUGUUUUUGUUUUCACGUAGAAAUGCAAUUGCAAUGCAAAGGAUAAACCGUAAACUUAGCAUUCCGAACUCCGCAGGGAAAGGGUUUGGUCAGACAGUAUUGAGCGUGAAGAUGCAUUUCACCCACCCCCCCCCCCCCUUACAGACGUGCCUUUCCUGUCUGUCAGAUUUUUCCUCGCCAUACACGCACCCCAUUCGUGCUCAUGCAGCAGAAACCCCACCGGGAUUCAACCAUUACAGACUUAAAAGAUUGUUAGAUCUUCCAGCUUACUUAUAAGCUUCUGUUAGAUGGAUUUGAAAGGGUGCAGAACUAAAGAGGGAGAGGGUUCCUUUGUGCUUUAAGACAUCUCGUCAAGGGUGCCGUAAGAGGGGGGAAGUUAGGACGAUUCGAAGGGCCUAAAAAAAAUAUUAGAACAUAGAAUGUUCUGGGGUGGUGGGGCCCAGUGUGAGAUCUUUUCAUGGGGCCCAAAAUCCCUGGUGGUUUCCCUUGUGCCAAGUCUCGUAACGGCAAAAAAAGAAACGAUGGCUUAAUUAACGUUCCAACAGCAUUGGGUUUGUAAUGGCCUUCACCUUCGUAUGCUGUUACUAAGUAAAUCGGCAAAUCCAGUAAAGCAGUUCUGUUGAGAGGCCGGUUACAGCGGUCAGAAGUAGGUUGGAAAAUACCCACCAGAAUCCUCUUUUAAGCCCAUGCACAUCAAUGACCUUGUUUACCAUAGGCAUUCCACACUGCCUGCCUCUGGCUAAAUCCACCACUUCAAAGUCAAAGGCUAAAUUGUUAUGGUUUAGUGAAUUGAGUAUCAUGGUAAGAUACACAUCACUGGUGCAAGAAGUACACACGUACAGAACAAUCAAUAGAAGUGAAUAAGCUCAAAGCUGAAUAGCAGUUCAAAAUUGCCAGCACGUGACUGUAAUUGUUCUGGAGUCUGAUCGUACAAACCAUUUUUUCCUCAAGAGUGGCAUUCAUAUAUUGGGCUAAUGUGCACAUACAGCCUUAGUAUGAUCUGAAAGAGUACCAGUGCUUAAAAUAAACAGAGGCCUGGGUAACACUGUUUCACGCAUUAAAGUACCUCAUAUUAAUUUCCUGCCAGCACAAGUUCUGUGAAAUGGUGAUGUACUGGCCAGUUUCAUGUAGAAGUUCUGUGGUUAUUAAAAUGUUACUUGAAAUCUGUGUGUGGUUUUUGUCUGUGGCUUGUGCGUACAGCAUGGCGUAUGGCCUGUGGAUGCUAUAGCUUGCCCUGCAGGAAAAGCUUUAUACAAUAAAAGAUAUAUAUAUAUAUAUAAAUAUAUAUAAGCAAAGAUGCUUAAAUUCUCAGUGGAUUUAUGAAACCUGCGUUUAUUUCAGCUCAACUUAAGCUUACAGGAUGAGCUGCUUUUUUGAGGACUGUGAAGUUGGUGCUGAUGUUGGAGGUGUAAUUUUGACUGUUUUUGGAAUAAACCUGCAUGGUACAAGAUUUCUGCUGUAGGGUUUGUAAAGUGUGUGACAUAAUGAAUUGUCAAACUUCUUUGUUAAAUAAACUGGGAACAGUGUAUUUACAAACA
Anguilla rostrata (American eel) is the source of this 5139-nucleotide messenger RNA. Its product is annotated as tribbles homolog 2-like. Gene Ontology annotation, cellular component: nucleus. Gene Ontology annotation, molecular function: ATP binding; mitogen-activated protein kinase kinase binding; protein kinase activity. Bases 1177 to 2214 code for a protein of 345 amino acids. Gene Ontology annotation, biological process: positive regulation of proteasomal ubiquitin-dependent protein catabolic process; regulation of MAP kinase activity; protein phosphorylation. Lineage: Eukaryota; Metazoa; Chordata; Actinopteri; Anguilliformes; Anguillidae. The transcript has 3 exons. The record is from RefSeq and is a predicted model, not a curated record.